AUGGCGCGCGCGGCGCUCGCUGCCGCCCGCUUCUUGCAGCUGCUGCAGCCGCGGCGACGGCUGCGCCCCAGGCGCGCCAUUCGCAGCUCGCCGCCGUUUUUCGCAUCCGCCGGUGACCUGGCGGCGGAGGUGCGGCGAGACUUCCCCGCACUGCAGAGCAACGCGUACCCGGGCGUUCCGCUGAUCUACUUGGACUCCGGCGCGACUUCACAGAAACCCUCCUGCGUCCUGCAAGCUCUCACCGAUUACUAUGAGCACUCUGCCAAUGUGCACCGCGGCACCUAUGCCCUGGCCGAACGGGCCACGGAGGCCUUCGAGCACGCCCGCAGCAGCGUGGCCAAGCUCAUCGGCGCCAAGCCGCAGGAGGUGAUCUUCACCGGCGGCGCCACGGACGCCAUCAACCUGGUGGCCGAGAGCUGGGGCAGCACCCUGGGCCCCGGCGAUGAGGUGCUGAUCACGGUCAUGGAGCACCACUCCAACAUCAUUCCGUGGCAGCUGGCCACGCAGAAGACCGGGGCCACGCUGAAGCACGUCGGCAUCACUGAGGAGGGAACGCUGGACCUGGACGAGUUCCAGCGGCUCCUCAGCCCGCAGACCAAGAUGGUGGCCUUCUGCCACGUCUCCAACACCUUGGGCUGCAUCAACCCCGUGAAGGAGAUGGCGGCGGCAGCACACGCCGUUGGGGCGAAGGUGCUCCUGGAUGCGUGCCAAUCUGUGCCACACCUGAAGAUCGAUGUGGCUGACCUGGGGGUGGACUUCCUCGUAGCCUCCAGCCACAAGAUGUACGGCCCCACCGGCGUGGGCUUCCUUUGGGGCCGGCCCGAGAUCCUGGAGGCGAUGCCUCCAUGGAAAGGUGGUGGAGAGAUGAUCAAAGAAGUGUAUAUGGACCGGUCCUUCUACGCUGAUGUGCCCGCGCGCUUUGAAGCCGGUACGCCGCCGAUUGCGCAAGCUGUGGGUCUAGGCGCCGCCUGUGACUACAUGUUGCGUUUGGGCAUGGAUCGGAUAGAGGCCUACGAGAGGGAGCUGUCCGAGUACCUUUGGCAGGCGAUGUCGCGGGUCCCUGGGCUGCGGCUCUACGGCCCCCCCAGAGACCGCUGUGCCCUGGUGGCUUUCAAUGAUCAGCGCCAUGCUGAGAUUCUCAAGGACGUAGCGGGAGUGCUGGACAUGGACGGCAUCGCCAUCCGCGCAGGGCAUCAUUGCGCCCAGCCUCUUCACAGGGCGUUGGGCGCGACCUAUGGCUCGGCGCGGGUGUCCUGUGCCUUCUACACCACGAAGGAGGAGAUUGAUCGGUUUGUGGAGGCCCUAGAAGACGCCCUCGAAACCGUGAGGAGCGGCGAGGGCUGCGUGUUCGAUCCGGAUGAUCCUGAAGCCUGCAACUGCUCCAGUUCCAGGAUGCGAUCCUGA
Molecule: messenger RNA, 1404 nt
Organism: Effrenium voratum
Lineage: Eukaryota; Dinophyceae; Suessiales; Symbiodiniaceae
Source: the annotation of a GenBank genome assembly